CUGCUGUUACUGUAGUUUGGAGCCGACAGGACUCAGAAGUGAACGUAGCAGCAUCUAGGGAUCGCUGAAGAACAGUUUUUAAUUUUCAUCCUCAUUCCAUUAUUUUAUGAUUUGUACAUUUGUGUAGAUAUAUAUAUAUUCUAAAUUCUAUUUUUUUAAGGAAUAAAUAAAAAAAGCCGGAGAAGAUGGAACUGAAUUCGCUUUUAAUUUUGCUGGAGGCUGCAGAAUAUUUGGAGAGAAGAGAUAGAGGUGUGUCCACAGAGGCAGAACACGGUUAUGCGUCUGUUUUUCCUUACAGCAACGACUUUUCCAGAAAGAAAACUAAAGCUGCACCAAUUUCAAGAAAAGCUCAGAACAAUAGAUCGUCACACAACGAGCUGGAGAAACACAGACGUGCCAAGUUAAGGCUCUACUUGGAACAGUUGAAGAAGCUGGUGCCUUUGGGUCCUGACAGUACGAGACACACCACCCUGAGCCUCCUGAAAAGGGCCAAAAUGCACAUCAAGAAGCUGGAGGAGCAGGACAGGAAGGCUCUAAACGUGAAGGAGCAGCUUCAACGAGAGCACCGCUACCUCAAACGCCGCCUCGAGCAGCUCUCCGUUUCGGGAUCCGUGGAGCGCAUCCGCACCGACAGCAUGGGCUCUACCAUUUCCACCGACUCAGAGCAAGAGGUUGACAUCGAAGGUAUGGAGUUCACACCGGUGGAGGCGGACAGCAUAGACAGCAUCAGCGACGGCGACGAGGAGGAGGAGGACCACUACAGCGUCCAGAGCAGCUCCAGCGACACCAGCUACACAGCCGCACAUUCCCACAGACUGCAGCCGCACCACUGUUAGGCGCCUCC
Molecule: messenger RNA, 844 nt
Organism: Cyprinodon tularosa
Lineage: Eukaryota; Metazoa; Chordata; Actinopteri; Cyprinodontiformes; Cyprinodontidae
Gene: mxd4
Product: MAX dimerization protein 4
Exons: 6
Coding region: 186-836 (216 amino acids)
Biological process (GO): regulation of transcription by RNA polymerase II
Molecular function (GO): protein dimerization activity; DNA-binding transcription factor activity, RNA polymerase II-specific; RNA polymerase II cis-regulatory region sequence-specific DNA binding
Source: RefSeq, a predicted model, not a curated record